CCACGCAAGCAGAGUUGCGUGAUAUGAGCACAAGAAGAGAGAGAACGGAGCGUUUUGGAAGCUCCUUCAACCUGGGGCGUCGUCCGUUCAAGCUGGUGGUUCCGGAGGCAGCGGUUGGCGACGGUGAAGAAAGCAAAGAUGGAGAGCGCGUCAAAAGAGAAUACUGUUUGUCAAAGGAAGUUCUCAGAAGCUAUAGUUCAAGUUCCCUUGCUUGGUCUCGUGAACAGGAGAGGCUCGCGUGUCGUGUGUCGAUUGUCGGAGCAAGCUCUCUUCGAGUUAGCAAGGUGCUCUGCCUGGUCUCGUGAAUAGGAGAAGAUCGCGUUUCGUUUGUCGAUAGUCGGAGCGGUUCUCUUCGAGUUGGCAGAGUGUUCUUCUUCCGGUUCGUUCGUCGAAGGAAGGUUUAUUUAUCUGCUUUAUUAACUAUUUGUUGUAAUCUGUGAAACAUCUUUUUAGUGGAAUUGUUAAUCACUUUUUAUAGUGAUUAACGACUGGACGUAGAUUCUUUUGAUUCGAACCAGGAUAAAAAUCCAGUGUAUCAAUUUUUCUACUCUCUAUACUCUUUACCUUUUACGCAUGUUAAUUGUUUGAUUAAUUUUCUCUAAGAAAAUUGUUUUUCUAAAACGAACCAUCAAAACUUGAUUUGUGACCGUAACACGCUUUCCGAAUAUUUUAUUCCGCUGCGCAACUCUAUAACGGUACCGAUUGUUCCAACAAUUGGUAUCAGAGCUUGCUUUGAUAUUUUUUCAAAUUCUUUCGAAAAUGGCCGGUCAUCAAAAUCAAGUAUAUGCCGAGGGUGCUUCCAUCAACAGACCACCACUCUUUACUGGUGAUAACUAUGCAUUCUGGAAAGUCAGAAUGAAAAUUUUUAUGGGGUCUGUUGACAGAGGCAUCUGGGAAGCUGUGCUAAAUGGUCCCUAUAUUCCUAAAAGAACUGUUGAUGGUGUAGAAGUAGAAAAACCAUACUUUAACUGGACUCCUGAGGAAAAUAGAAGAGCCCAAUUUGAUAUUAAGGCUCGUAAUAUUAUUUCAUCUGCUGUUGUACUUGAUGAAUUUUAUAGAAUUUCAAUAUGUAAGACAACACAGGAAAUGUGGGAGGUCCUCAGAGUCACACAUGAGGGUACAGACGACGUGAAACGUGCAAGGAAGAAUACACUCAUCCAGGAGUAUGAGAUGUUCAGAAUGCAACCUGGAGAACCAAUUUCUGAUGUCCAGAAGCGUUUCACUCACAUUGUGAACCACCUAACAGGUUUAGGUAAGACUUUUGACACUGAUGAAUUGAAUGUGAAAAUUUUGAAAUCAUUAGACAGGUCUUGGCAACCAAAGGUGACUGCCAUCUCGGAGUCUCAAAACCUCACUCAGAUGUCAACGGCGAUUCUCUUUGGAAAGCUUCGUGAGCAUGAGCUUGAGCUGAAAAGAUUAACUACAGAAGAGGAUCAAGGCAAAAGAAAGACACUUGCCUUCAAAUCUGAAAUUUCAAAAGGAAAAAGUUAUAAGAGAAUUGAGGAUGAUGAUUCCGAUAACGAUGAGGAAAACAUGAGUCUUAUGAUUAAGAAGUUUGCUAAAUUUAUGAAAGCAAAGGGAAAAGACAAAUACCGUGGAGAAAGGAAAGAAAAUCAAGGAUCUCCAUCAAGCGUUAAAUGUUAUGGAUGUGGAGAAAGAGGACAUAUGAAGACUGAUUGUCCUAAUAAUAGGAAAAGUGAAGAAAAGAAGGAGAGAAAAUUUCAAAGAAGAAGAAAGCUUACAUAGCUUGGGAAGACAAUGCUUCUAGUUCUUCAAGUUCAAGCAAUUCAGAUGAAGAAGCUAAUUUGUGCUUAAUGGCAGACUCAGAAGAUGCAGGAAGCCAAGUAAGUGAUUCUAGCUUAGAGUCAAGUGAUGAAUUUGAUUUACAAAAGACAUUUCUUGAUUUGUUAAAUGAAUCUGAAAAACUUGAUGUUGCUCAUAAAAAGUUAAAGAAAGAGCAUAAUGAAUUGAAAUUGAAGUAUGAAAAAGUACUAGAUGACGAAGUUGUUUUGAGAAACAAAGUUAGUAAUCUAGAAACUAAGUUAUCUGAAUCUGAUGUUGUUGUACAACCUGUUGAAUGUUUAUCGUGUAAAAGUCAUAUGUUUGAUAUUGACAUUCUUGAGAAUUUACUUGCAAAGGCAACUAAGUCUAAGUCACAUGCCAAAACAAACUUUGAGAGAAGCAAUGCUAGAAGUGGAAACACGCAUUUACACAAAAAGUCUAAAGUGAUAAGAACUCGUAGGGUAUGGGUUGAAAAAGGAAUUGUGUCUUAUAGAAACCCAAAUGUUGUCACAUGCUUUUAUUGUAUGAAAAAGGGGCACACUUCUAACAAAUGUAGAAUUAAACAUUUUGAUGUUCCAAAUGGAAAAUAUGCUUGGAUUCCUGUUAUAAAGUAAAUUGUCUCUAAUCUUAAAGGACCCAAAUG
Molecule: messenger RNA, 2425 nt
Organism: Vigna angularis (adzuki bean)
Lineage: Eukaryota; Viridiplantae; Streptophyta; Magnoliopsida; Fabales; Fabaceae
Exons: 2
Coding region: 760-1746 (328 amino acids)
Molecular function (GO): nucleic acid binding; zinc ion binding
Source: RefSeq, a predicted model, not a curated record